Heteronotia binoei (common prickly gecko) is the source of this 1248-nucleotide messenger RNA. RefSeq lists its product as uncharacterized. The transcript has 5 exons. The coding region runs from base 29 to 1156 and encodes 375 amino acids. Gene Ontology annotation, cellular component: cytoplasm; nucleus. The record is from RefSeq and is a predicted model, not a curated record. Gene Ontology annotation, biological process: mRNA stabilization; meiotic cell cycle; male meiosis I. Lineage: Eukaryota; Metazoa; Chordata; Lepidosauria; Squamata; Gekkonidae.
CAGCGGAAGGGGGCCGGGCCGAGCUAAGAUGGUGGCCGACGGCGCUCGGGCUCUGGCCGUCCCCCUCCCGGGAGGGACCCCCCGGCCUGAGGUGAAACCUGUGGCUAAGAAUUUGAAUUUCUGCUUGUUUGGAAAUGCAGCACAUGAAAACAGGGGCUGUGGGGACCUGCUUACACAAAGUGAAGCAUUCUAUCAUUACAAGCCCCAGGUAAACGGCACUAAGCCAGAAAUGGAUGCACAGUUGUUCUCGCCACUGUUCGGAGGGAUCACGAAUACACCACCCAAUGUGGAGUCUCCCCAGUUAUACAGUAGCUGGUCGACAUGUGCCGAUGACACCACGGGUGUUGGUUCAUUGCAAGAUUGCACCAAAAAAAGGGCACAGAUAAACCUGUCGUACUCCGGCAGCGGGCCUGACAUGUUUGGUUUAGUGUCAAGCAUCCUAGAGGAACCGAACAAGCAAGAACCUGUAACAGACUGGAACUCUCUUUCAAGAUUGUUUCCACCCAUGCGGUCAUCAGAUCCAGAGAACAGUUUCUCAGGGCUUUUUCCGAAAAAUAUUUUGGAAAACAAAGAUCUCACUAACUCAGUUGGCACGUUGCACCCUUACGAAGAAAACACGAGGGAGUCAUCCUCCGCAGAGUCGUUAAAGAAAGACCUUGACAGUUUCCACCUUACAGGAACCUGGCACGUGCUCGCCGAUCCUUGCCCUCGGUCUCCCGAAAAGAUGUUCAGGGAUGCUGGUCCCACAAACAAGGUUUUCAAACGGCCUGGGAUCAAUCAAAACGACAGUCUAGAAUAUCAGAACAUGCAUGGUUAUGACAAGAAGCAAUUAAAUACCGACGGUGGGAGGAAUCAUACGGAUUUUAACACUUUCUCAUCUCAAGUUAGAGGAAAAACUGGUGCAGAUAAAGAAUAUUCCAAAACGGAUCAAGCAAGAAGAGUCCUUGGGGGAAACGAUCCGGAAGGACCGAGCCAGUACUUCAGCCAGCCGUCUAAUAAUCCUGCCGUCCAGGGCAUAUGGGACCUGUUAACCCAAGGAAACAACUUGUCUCCUGCAAGAUUCGCAGAUUUCACCACUGCUCCUGAAUCACAGCAGUUUGGUUUCCCACCCCUAUACAUUUGCAGUCCGGCGUCUACAAAGAAACAGCUUCCCUGAUGGAACGAAUACAAAAUUGCAGGAAGCCUACCCGCCGAACACCCGUAAUGGUAUUAAUACAGAAAUAGCCUUUGGUAACGCUGAAUGUAAAG